This is a messenger RNA of Alternaria triticimaculans, 1200 nucleotides long. RefSeq lists its product as uncharacterized. Gene Ontology annotation, molecular function: O-methyltransferase activity. Lineage: Eukaryota; Fungi; Ascomycota; Dothideomycetes; Pleosporales; Pleosporaceae. The transcript has 5 exons. The coding region runs from base 1 to 1200 and encodes 399 amino acids. The record is from RefSeq and is a predicted model, not a curated record.
AUGGAGUCCAACGCCCUCUCUCAACUCAAAACCCUGCUAUCCGCCGCCCCAACCCUCCGCGCUCAACUCAGCAACACCGAGCGCCUCCAACUCAGCGGCUUAGCCGAAGCACUUCGGAAUGAGCUGGAAAGACCAGAUGAAGCUGUCUUCCGGGUGACGUUUAAUGAGCCUGGACAUUAUCUCGCUAUUCGACUCGCUUUGCAAUGGGAAGUUUUCGAGGCGCUGGGUGAUGUUGGAGAGAAGGGGGUGUCGUGUGAGCAGAUUGCUGAGGGCGCGGGGGCGGAUGCAAGAUUGGUUGCGCGCUUCCUAUGCCAUCUAGCAGCAAACGGGACAAUCCGUGAAGUCGAUGUCGAUACCUACGCAAGCGCUCGGCUCUCAGCUUCUUUGAGGCAGAAGUCUUUCAAAGAUGCUAUACACUUCAUGUUCGACGACUUCUACAACGUAGGCUGGCGCGUCCCCUCGUUUCUCGACUCAAUCUCCCACCGCAACCCAUCAGAUAUCAACAACGGCCCAUUCCAGCACGCCCAUGGCUUCUCUAACAAGUCGCUGUACACGUAUUUCGACGAAGACGCAGCUAUGGGAGAGCGCUUCGGCGGCAUGAUUCAAAUGUACAACGCUGGCAAACCUUUCUUUUGGGAGGAUGGGUACUACCCGUUCAGAGAGCGGUUAGUGGAAGGUGGACCUGUGUCUGACGAGGAGGUGCUACUUGUUGACAUCGGAGGCGGUGAUGCGGGCGAUCUGGGUCUGUUGAGGAAAGCGCUUGGAGAUGAUGUCAAAGGUCGACUUGUGCUGCAAGAGUUGAAGCAUAUUGUUGAUAGGAGCGAGCAAGAUGGGUUUGAAGCGCAUGUGGGGGGUUGGAAUGAGGUUCAGCCGAUCAAAGGUGCAAGAGCAUAUAUGCUUCAACAUGUUCUCCAUGACUUCAGUAGCGAGGACGCAUGUCGCCGUAUCCUGAGCAACAUCGUCCUCGCUAUGAAGCCCGGGUACUCCAAGCUUCUCAUCAAAGAGCUAGUCAUACCCGAUCGAAACGCACCAUGGGCGUUUACGGCCAUGGACGUCAACGUCAUGCAAUCGCUUUCUGGUCAAGAGCGAACAGAGUCGCAGUUUCGCGAACUUCUGGAGUCGGUGGGACUGAAGAUCGAGGGUAUUUGGGGUCAUGAGAACGCGUUGGAUGUGGUUAUUGAAGCCUCUCUGCCCAACUAA